AUACUUGAAGAUCGGGUGAAAUGUGCUGGGGAUGUGAAACGACGCUUCUACAAAUUGAUUUCUCCGGAAUUCUUGCAUGAAUUGAAAGAUUACUAUUAUUAUUCAAUGAUUCGAACUCAGGGAUUACGCUGCCUCGAAACACGGCAGACGUCAAUGACUAUUCCAAUCACCGAAAUCCCCUAUGUGAUGCGUGCGAUUGGUUAUUAUCCAUCCGAGGAAGAUGUGAGUUCCGUGUAG
Messenger RNA from Echinostoma caproni, 237 nucleotides. Lineage: Eukaryota; Metazoa; Platyhelminthes; Trematoda; Plagiorchiida; Echinostomatidae. The record is from the annotation of a GenBank genome assembly.